AUAUUAAUUUUUGAGGACGCCCCCAUCUAUAAAUAACCCCCUAGCUUCAUUUGCCAACACUCGCAAGCAUUUGGCGGAAGUAGCCCAUAGCCAUAAAGGUCAAACCUUUCUUGUCGGCAGUUGGGUUCAUCUGUUCAAGGUUGAGGAAAUGGAGACCUUCUUGUUUACCUCUGAAUCUGUUAACGAGGGACACCCUGACAAGCUCUGUGAUCAGAUAUCUGAUGCCGUACUUGAUGCUUGCCUCGAACAAGAUCCCGACAGCAAAGUCGCCUGCGAGACUUGUACCAAGACCAACAUGGUAAUGGUCUUUGGUGAAAUCACAACAAAGGCCAACAUCGACUAUGAGAAGAUUGUGCGUGACACCUGCCGUAACAUUGGAUUCACUUCUGAUGAUGUUGGUCUUGAUGCUGACAAAUGCAAGGUUCUAGUUAACAUUGAGCAACAGAGCCCUGAUAUUGCUCAAGGUGUCCAUGGCCAUCUGACCAAGCGCCCUGAGGAGAUUGGUGCUGGUGACCAGGGACACAUGUUUGGUUAUGCUACUGAUGAGACCCCCGAGUUCAUGCCUCUCAGCCAUGUGCUUGCUACUAAACUAGGCGCUCGUCUCACAGAAGUCCGCAAAAAUGGUACCUGCCCCUGGUUGAGGCCCGACGGGAAGACCCAAGUUACCGUUGAGUACUACAAUGAAAACGGUGCCAUGGUUCCAAUUCGGGUCCACACUGUGCUUAUCUCCACCCAGCACGAUGAGACGGUCACUAACGACGAGAUCGCCAGGGAUCUCAAAGAGCAUGUUAUCAAGCCCGUCAUCCCAGCCAAGUACCUCGAUGAGAAGACAAUCUUCCACCUCAAUCCCUCUGGUCGGUUUGUCAUUGGUGGGCCUCAUGGUGAUGCUGGUCUCACCGGUCGUAAAAUCAUUAUCGACACUUAUGGUGGUUGGGGUGCCCAUGGUGGAGGUGCCUUCUCCGGGAAGGACCCGACUAAGGUGGACAGAAGUGGUGCCUAUAUCGUUAGGCAGGCAGCCAAGAGCAUUGUGGCCAACGGCCUUGCUCGCAGGUGCAUAGUACAAGUCUCAUACGCAAUUGGUGUGCCUGAGCCGUUAUCUGUUUUCGUCGACACUUACGGCACGGGGAAGAUCCCAGACAAGGAAAUCCUCAAGAUUGUGAAGGAGAACUUUGAUUUCAGGCCUGGAAUGAUCUCCAUUAACUUGGACUUGAAGAGGGGUAGCAACGGACGGUUCUUGAAAACAGCUGCAUACGGUCACUUUGGAAGAGACGACCCCGACUUCACAUGGGAAGUCGUUAAGCCCCUCAAAUGGGAGAAGCCCCAGAACUAAUCCUUCCAUAUGGUCUCACAGGCACUGAAUAAUGUUUUCUUCUGCUGCUAUGGUUCUUCGCCAGAAGUCACGUUUGCGUAUCUCGUCCCUUGUUCGCUUCUUAUAUUUUGUUUUAUCUCUUAUAACCUUUUUCUCUUUGUUUGUUUUGGGCGUUCCUUACAUAUGGAGAAUAGGAUAUAUACCAUACAAGGAAUCUCUAUGGUAGUCUAUUUCAAUACAUGUGGUUUGAGUCUGAGUUUUCAGCAGCUGUAUGUAAAGAAAUGUUGAAGCUGGGGAAUCAGCUGUUGGGACCUAUCAAUUAUUAUUAAUGAAUGAAUUGUUUUGUUUAUAAUUAAUAA
Molecule: messenger RNA, 1668 nt
Organism: Sesamum indicum (sesame)
Lineage: Eukaryota; Viridiplantae; Streptophyta; Magnoliopsida; Lamiales; Pedaliaceae
Product: S-adenosylmethionine synthase 1
Biological process (GO): S-adenosylmethionine biosynthetic process
Molecular function (GO): ATP binding; methionine adenosyltransferase activity
Source: RefSeq, a predicted model, not a curated record